CGCGGGAAUCACAAACUGAUACAAAAUAACCGGCGCAUCACCUGCUACUGUCCUUCCCGCUUUCACAGCGUUUACGUCGUCUGAUCAAGCGCAGAGAACUGCACCGUCUUUUACAGGUGUUUUUGUUGCCACUGGUUCCCAUUCUGGGUUUAGAAUGACUCACACAGGUAAAACAGUGGUCAUCCCUCCAGAGCUCCCCGGCAUUCUGAAGCAGUUCACCAAGGACGCCAUCCGGACACAACCUGAAGACCUGCUGGAAUGGGCCACACUGUACUUCAGUGCUCUGGUCCAGGGGAAGACGUUACCUGUGAACAGGACACCAGACAAAGUGGUAACCCCCAACACCAUUGACCUCACACCUGAGGUACUCACCACAAUGCACGAAAAGCUACAUAAGAAUGGCACAGUCAGUAAGAAGGAGGUGUGCAAGCUGUGGCGGUCGUUAGGAUUGGCUGACGACCUUCUCAGACACAUCAUGACAGUGGGCUGCUUCGGAGACCAACUUGACUGGAUAAAAUUCUUCGCCCUGGGCUGCAGCUAUCUGGGAGGGACGAUCAAGAACGCCAUGACCCACGCGCUGUACAUCCUGAACUCAGACAGCUCUUGUAAGCCCCCAGACGCCUGCGUCCCCUUCGAGACCUUCCGCUUCCUUUACUCCUACCUGGCAGCAGUGGACAAAGAGGUGUCCCAGGCCCAGAUAGACCGAACCAUUACCUACUUGGAGGCUCAGGCGAAGGCGCGUGAUGGGAUGGUGAAGGUGUCGGACUUCGUCAACAGUCGUAAAGUGCGUUUGGGAUAGACUCACCCUCUUUCCCCUUUAGAACUUUGUUCUAAUAAAGAUGGUUCCAAAGAAAAA
This is a messenger RNA of Oncorhynchus keta (chum salmon), 856 nucleotides long. RefSeq names its product ropporin-1-like. The record is from RefSeq and is a predicted model, not a curated record. Bases 155 to 799 code for a protein of 214 amino acids. The transcript has 6 exons. Lineage: Eukaryota; Metazoa; Chordata; Actinopteri; Salmoniformes; Salmonidae.